Durio zibethinus is the source of this 2634-nucleotide messenger RNA. Lineage: Eukaryota; Viridiplantae; Streptophyta; Magnoliopsida; Malvales; Malvaceae. The record is from RefSeq and is a predicted model, not a curated record.
AUAAUAAAUAAAGUGAAGAGGCCAUGUAAAACGCACAAACACAAAACACAACACUCUAUCUUUCUCUUUCUCUUUCUCUUUCCUCACAUUUCACCUUCCUCUUUUCACAGCCGUUUAUUAGAUUCCUCUCAAAUAGUCUUUUCCUUUUAUUUUCUUUCCAUUGGGUUGUACGGAUUCCCAGCUCAAAUACCCAUCUCUUAGAUUUUUCAUUUCUUCUAGAUUUUAUGGCAUGUUUUUGUUGCUAUUUUGAUUUAUGUUUCUUAGACUGAUAAAAAAAAGAUAUAAAACUCUUCUGGGUUCAUUUUUAGCUUUUGUUUUGUUCUGCAAGUUAAGCUGGCUUUUGGGUUGUUGCAGAAAACCUUGAAUACCCAAUUGAAUAUGUUAUAUAAAGGUUGAAGAAGCCAAUCAAAUUUAUAGAAAAAGUUCUCAAUUUUCAGUCAAAGUUUUUGUAAAUAGUAAAGUUUUCUUAUUUUCUCUAAUUUGUUGCUGUCAAAAUUUUUUAUUUCUUUUUUAAUUUUCUUUUUCUUCCCUUGAACAAAAGAGAAAGACAUGGGCAAGCAAGGGCCUUGCUAUCACUGUGGAGUUACAAGAGUGUAAAUUUGUGUCAAGUGCAAGUGUUAAAGGAAGCUCCGAUUGUCCUUGUUUGCCCGCUGGAGGGAAGAGCAUCAAUCCAGAAUUGUUUUAGGAAUUGCUUCCAACAUUAAGCACUUAAAAAUGGUGUUGUUAAAUGUCAGCUUUUGAGGACAAAUGCACUCCUCUUUGGCGCAAUGGACCUCUUGAGAAGCCGGUAUUGUGCAAUGCUUGUGGGUCGCGGUGGAGGACUAAAGGGACACUUGACAACUAUAUCCCACUUCAUGCACGGUUUGAACCUGAUGAUUAUGAGGAUCAUAGGGCUUCCAGAAUGAAGAGCAUAUCUAUAAAUAAGAACAAAGAAGUAAAACUGCUGAAGAGAAAGCCAAAUCAUGAUACAGCAGUAGUUUCCCCUGAUUACAACCAGGGUUUCUGUAAGUUUGUGGAUGAAGAUACAAGUAAUAGAUCAAGUUCUGGAUCAGCCAUAUCUAAUUCUGAAAGCUGUGCCCAAUUUGGCAGUGCAGAUGCUAGUGACUUGACAGGCCCUGCUCAAUCUAAUGUGUGGGACUCAAUGGUACCUUCUAAGAAAAGAACCUUCGUAAAUCGUCCCAAGCCAUCUCCAGUUGAGAAACUUACAAAAGAUUUAUAUACUAUUUUACAUGAACAACAGUCUUCAUAUUUCUCUGGAUCUUCUGAGGAGGAUUUGCUUCUUGAGAGUGAAACACCCAUGGUUUCUGUUGAGAUUGGACAUGGAAGUGUUCUAAUUAGACAUCCAAGCUCAAUAGCUCGAGAAGAGGAAUCAGAAGCCAGCUCCCUUUCAGUUGAAAACAAACAAUAUUCAAUGAACGAGUCUUAUUCACAUUCUUCAAACUUCCCUGCCUAUAAUGAUAGCAAGGGCAUCAAAAUUUCAGGACAUGGAAUUGAAAAAGCUAAGACUGCUGGACAAGGGAUGCAGCACGAGCAACUUAAGAGGGACAAGGUUCAACAUGAAAAAUCACUAAUGCUGGAAAGUCAUAAUUCACCACUGUGUAAAAUAGAUUUGAAUGAUAUUCUCAACUUUGAGGAGUAUGUGAAACAUUUAACAAAUGAGGAGCAGCAGCAGUUGCUGCAGUAUCUACCUCCACUUGACAUUGUCAAACUCCCUGAUAGCCUCAAAAGCUUGUUUGCAAGCCCUCAAUUCAAGGAGAACUUAUAUUACUUUCAACAACUGCUUGAGGAAGGGGUCUUUAAUAUCUCUGUCCCAGGGGUGAAAGCUGAAGACUGUAAGACUUUGAAAAGACUUGCAUUAUUCAAUUUGACGAAAUCUCACUGGGUGGAAUGCCGUCACGUGCUUAAGAAAUGCAAAAGUAGUGUUGGAGGGUCUGUGAUUGCUAGAGGACCAAUUGCCAUUGCAUCGAAUAAUUUGGUAAUUAUGAAGAGAUCACGUGACAGCCAAAGUCAAAAUUUUCCAGAAGCAAGAACAUUAAAGAGCCCCAAAAGGGUGAUCAUGAAGGCUACUUAUGAAAACAAAGAACUCAUAGACAAUGAUGGUUCUUGCUUUAGUCCGAGAAGCCUAUUCGCCUUGCCUCCUGAUGGUGGCUCUCUCAUGCUGGAUUCUCUCCAUUUUGUCGAUGAAAGUUCUGACCAAGAUUUGCUGCUGGAUGUGCCACCCAACGGCUCAUUCCCACAGGCAGAAACUGCUUCAUUCGACUUUAAGUUUUAGGCAACAUGCCAGCACUAGUAUUAGCUCAGCACACCCACAUCUUGUCGAUCCCUAGCAAUGAUUGGUCGUUACUAGAACUAUAAAGGUCUCCUUCUGCAAGAUCCCCUGAGUGGGGUCAACAUAUUUGCAUGCCAAACACCGAAUCUGAAUGAGUUUUGAUGGUUGCUCUUUUUUCCACUUGACCUGUUCAAACUUGGAAUGCUAAGUGAUGAAUUUGGGGGUGGGGUUUUUUUGUAUAGGUUGACAACAGAUUGUAAUAUAUAGCUCCAAAUAUGCAGAAGAGGUGGUUAUUUGAAGAGUUUUGUAUGGAAAUGUAAUUCUUGCAUAGAAACAUAAGUUUAUAUACCCAUGGGUCCAUUUAA